CCAUGAAAUAAAAUAGAAAGUUUGUCUAUAAUUCGGGCCCAAACUAAAAUAUUAACCAUUUUACUUUGGUUGUUGGCUUGUUGCCCUUAUUUGAUUCGUCUCUACCGUCUGCUCUCCCGCCGAUGUUCUCAAUUCUCUUCCCCAAAUCUUAUUCCGGUCUCAAUGGCGAACUUGAAGUCCAAUUCUCCCUUCUCCCGCCGCAUCGUACGAGCUUUCCUCGAUUUCCUUGAUUGUGUUGAACCAGCACCCGGAGUUGAUGCCGAGAGCUUGGAGGUAGCACGGGAAUGUUUAGCCGGCGCGUUCAAGCUUGAUGUCAAUUCUGCUGAUGAUCCAAUUCAACCUGGUCUUUUGGUCAACCUAUUCCGUUCCCUCGACUCAAAUGAUCGCAAUCCUGCCGACGGACAUCGCUCACAGGUUCACCAGGAGGAAGAUGGGACGACACAACCUGGUGGUGUAGGGAUGUCAAAUGAUGAAUUGUUUGGGCAAUUCUUCGCUGCACUCGAGAAAAUUCACUUCUUCAAAGCAACACCUGACGGGAAGGAUGAUUCAAUCCAACUAGACAAAGCAACACGGUUAUUCCACGAGGCUCUCAAUGAGAUGGAAAGAUCUGGAUGCCAGUCAUACAACAGGAAUAGCCUCGCUGAAGCAUUGAAGUCACAAGGUAACAAGGCAUUGCAGUUAAAGCGAUACUACGAUGCAAUUGAGUUGUAUUCUUGUGCCAUUGCACUUUGUGAAAAGAAUGCUGUUUAUUACUGCAACAGGGCUGCUGCAUAUACCCAGGUGCAAAAGUAUGCCGAAGCAAUCAGAGAUUGUCUGAAGUCUAUUGAAAUUGAUCCUAGUUACAGUAAGGCAUACAGUCGUCUUGGAUUCGUGUACUAUGCACAAGGGAACUACAGGGACGCUAUUGAUAAGGGAUUUAAGAAAGCCUUGCAAUUGGAUCCAAAAAAUGCGUCCAUGAUGGAGAAUAUCCAGGCUGCUGAGGAAAAAUUAAAGGAAGAGCAAUCAUGGGGUCAGAACUCGAGUUCAUCGGGGGUUCCUCCUCCAUUUGGAUCGAUGCCGUUUGAUCCUUCUUCCAUCCCCAUGAAUUUUGCAAACAUGAUGCGGAAUGUUAUGCCGGAUGUACAACACACAGGAGAGCAUCACGAACAAGGAGGGCAAGGACCAACCAGGAAUCCCCCUGAUGAGCCGCACCAGCAGCCCGGAGCAGGAGUAGGUGGAAGCAUGAACAUUAAUUUAGGAGAAAUGAUGCCGGAUGAGCUGCGAGGAGCUCUCCGAUCAGCCAUGGAAAUGUUCUCCGGAGCUGCACCACCGCCCACCGGGAAUGCCGAUCAAUCAUCAUCCAGUGGAAGAUCAGCAACACACUAGACUGAACUCAGCCUUUUUUUCUCUUUCUGAUUUUGGGUGGAAGAAGGGAUACUAGAAACUAUCUUUUGAUACGGUAUCUGACGUAGAGAUGGCUUUGUUUUGUUUGAUGUGUCUUUGAGUUUUAACUGUGUAGUUAGUUGGUUGACAAGUUAUAGUGGGCGUACAAUAUCAAAUUUCUCUUCUUCGUUCGGAAUUAUGAUUUCUCGUCUUCUCUUUGAUCAAAGUUUCUAUCAGGUUCGUAUUGAAACUUCACUCCCGACCGUUUAAGCUGCUGUGCUUUAGGCCUUACUAUGACUCUUGACGGUGCUAAUAAUGUUUGUCGUUGCGUGCAUCCAACGAUUAGGCUAAAACGCGCUAAUAUCAAUGGGUUUGGGAGAAAGUCCGAUCUAGGUGGUAAGGGUGUUGUGUCAUUUCAAUCAUAUUCUGGAUAUCAUGUUCGUUACAUGGUUCAUGAAACCGUACCGGAGAUCAUACCAGAACAGUCAGUAAUAGGAUAUUUUACGACAAAAUCGUGAUUUAAUCGUAGUUCAACUGUUAGUAUCGUUAAUUACAUACUCAACAAAUCGUGAUUUAAUCGUAGUUCAACCGUUAGUACCGUUAAUUACAUACUCAACUUGAGUCAACUUGAGUCGAACCUAGAUGCAACACUCCAGUUUCCACCGUUGAAACUUGAAACUGUUUGGUCGAAGUGAGGAAAGGGACGAAAUUAUAGGUUUGAAAAUCUGAAAGGAUGGCAUUGCCAUCUGGCCCACAUGCACCAACUCCCUCCACUCUCCUUCACCCAAAUAUACGGCUCAGAUCUCACUGAAAACGACGGCUCAGACACGUGUAUGGCUGGAGAGUGGCCAAAGUAAAAUUAGAUGAAAUAAGCAAGGAUUAAAAUACCGGACGUACUGGCAGUUCGACCAGAAAAACCUCAUACCGGAAGGCAAAACCGGUAGACGGUAUUUAGCGGUUUGACAUGCGGUUGAAUCAUAAUUAAACUGUGAUUUUAGCUUAAAAUAUCCUACCGCUGACUUUUCCCGAUACGAUAUUUCAAUCAUUGGAAAUGACUAAUAAGCUAAUAAUCAACACCUGCUGCUGGCGAAGAAAUCUGGAAACAGAAAUGCAGAUAAGAUUUGGAUGCUCCCUCCAUGAUGAAAUUUCAUCCCAUUUAAUAAUAAGAGAGGCAUUUUAUUCUAUUGGGUUCUUCUUUGAAUGAUUCUGCCCUGUUGAUAAGUGGGGAUUGUUCGUGAUUUCCUUUCUGUGGCAAUCUAUAUUUUAGUUUAAAGAAAUCAUGAACAAGCUUCAUCACGUUCAUUUUAAUUCAAAUUUUGCUUAGAACGAAAAGAGUUCAUUGUGAUCUAUUUUAUUUAUAAAUUUUCGGAAAGAAAAAUUUCAACACCAUAUAUGCCAUUAGACCAUAUAACAUCCUGGUAUACAAUGAUAACUGGUGGUAUAUAUGGUAAAAGGUGAUAAAUGAGAGCUGCUAUUUUCCAGUUAUCAUGUAUACAACCACUGUAUAUUGUAAUUUCAUACCAUUAUGAUACGGUUUUAUAUUAUGAUACGGUUCUAUAGUAUAGAUUGGUAAUAUAUAUCUUCUUAUUUUUGUUUCAAAAUAUAUCAAAUUAAAUGUUAUUUUGAAU
This is a messenger RNA of Linum trigynum, 2990 nucleotides long. The record is from the annotation of a GenBank genome assembly. Lineage: Eukaryota; Viridiplantae; Streptophyta; Magnoliopsida; Malpighiales; Linaceae.